This is a messenger RNA of Pararge aegeria (speckled wood butterfly), 390 nucleotides long. It is a transcript of the gene CSP10, whose product is annotated as allergen Tha p 1-like. The coding region runs from base 1 to 390 and encodes 129 amino acids. The record is from RefSeq and is a predicted model, not a curated record. NCBI's taxonomy places the organism in Eukaryota, Metazoa, Arthropoda, Insecta, Lepidoptera, Nymphalidae. The transcript has a single exon.
AUGAACUCCCUAUUUGCAUUGACAUUGCUCAGUAUUGUAGCAGUAGCAUGGACAAAACCAGCUAAUACUUACACUGACAAAUGGGAUAACAUCAACGUUGACGAAAUUUUGGAAUCACAGCGUCUUUUAAGGGGUUAUGCAGAUUGCCUAGUGGAUAAAGGUCGCUGCACUUCUGACGCCAAAGCCCUUAAGGAAACGCUACCCGAUGCUUUAGAACAUGAUUGCUCGAAGUGUACCCCAAAACAAAAAAGUUCUGCUGAUAAAGUUAUCAGACAUUUGGUCAACAAACGUCCUGACCUAUGGAAGGAACUCUCGGCCAAGUACGACCCCAAGAACCUUUACCAGCAAAAAUACAAGAACAGGAUCGAUGCUGUUAAAGGAAAGCCUUAA